Cantharellus anzutake is the source of this 957-nucleotide messenger RNA. Its product is annotated as peptidase S8/S53 domain-containing protein. NCBI's taxonomy places the organism in Eukaryota, Fungi, Basidiomycota, Agaricomycetes, Cantharellales, Hydnaceae. The annotation marks the transcript as partial. The transcript is spliced from 2 exons. Gene Ontology annotation, molecular function: serine-type endopeptidase activity. The record is from RefSeq and is a predicted model, not a curated record. Gene Ontology annotation, biological process: proteolysis.
GGGCUGAAUGGCUACUCUGCACAUGCAACUGGAGCAUCCCUUUCUCGAAUUUUCGGUUGCCCCGAAGUUGAAUAUGUCGAAGCUGACGGCAUAGUUUCCAUUUACGAUGGCCUUCAUGACGCGAAUGGGGGGCGUUCGACAGAGUUCAAUGAUGUCUCAGCCGAAAUAAGGAAUGACCCAGGUGAACCCGGAGGACCCGGCUCUGAGCGGCCAGUGGAAAUUGGGGUCAUGUCUACCGGUGUCAUUCAAUCCCACUCCGCCUUUAUGAACGAGCAGGGGACAGGGACCCGUGCCGUCAAUGGCGGUAAUCCCUGGGUUGAUACCAACGGUUAUGGCACGAAGGUGGCCGGGAGGGCAGCGGGGAAAUUGUAUGGCCCGGCACCCGAGGCGACCAUUGUUCCGAUCAAGGUUUUCUCCGAUUUAGGCAAGGCACUGACGAGCGACAUAAUCUUAGCCCUCGAAUGGGCUGCCCAACGAGUUCUAUCCACUCAACCCCGACCCCAUUUCGUCUUAAUAAUAACCGCCAUCUCCCCGCUCGAUUACACUUUUAAUUACGCCGUCAAUGUUGCCGGCGACGAGGGUUUGCACAUUAUAGUCCCUGCAGGGGACCACCACGAGGACACAUCGGGUGUCAGUCCUGCUUCCGCUUUUCGCUCUAUCGCUGUUGGCGGUAUUGAUUGUAGGAAUCAGAUUGCAGCGUUCUCCAACUAUGGAAGUGCGGUUCAGCUUUUUGCCUCAGCCAUCAAUGCUCCCGUUCCCACGAUCAACCACGCGUGGGGGUUUAUGAGUGGCACUGUGAUGUCAGCUGCAUGGGUUGCGGGUGUGGCAGGCAAUUGGUUAAGGCACCAGCAAACACUGGUGACGCCUCGUGAGCUAAGGGAAACUUUAACGCGCUACGCCACCAGAGACAUCCGGGAUCCAACUGGAAAAAUGAAGUGGAGGGUACUAGCCUGGUAG